GUGAUCAAUGGCUUGACAGGUGAGAUGAACCGCCUGUACACCAUGUUCACACAACGUAACCCUUACUUUGAGGCCAAUGGAGGAAAGGUUUCCAUUGUGGCCCAUUCUCUAGGCUGUGUAAUCACCUAUGACAUCGUUAUUGGAUGGAACCCUGCUCAGCAGUUUGAUCACCAACUUGUGCAGUCUCUGAUGCACCUCAUAGAGAAGAAAGAAGGCCUGGCACCAGAAGAUCAAAACAAACUGAAGAAAGACUUGCAGGACUUGCUCACUAAGCAUGAGAGCAAGCCCUUACAGCCCUCCCUCAACUUCAAGAUUGAGAACUUCUUCUGCCUAGGGUCGCCCCUGGCUGUAUUCCUUGCCUUGCGCACAAAACAGACUGAGGGUGAACCUCCUGAUAUCAUCCCCCAGAAGCUGUGUAAACGGCUCCUCAACAUCUUCCAUCCUGCGGACCCUGUGGCCUAUAGAAUCGAGCCUCUCUUGUGCCAGCAGUACUCAAGCAUUGCGCCUGUGGUAAUUCACUCAUACAACGCUGCUGAGAAGAUUCCUUACAAUGAGCUCCCCCUUGAACCAAUCAUCGUUCCCAAGGACAAGGACAAAGACAGAGAUGCGGUUGAUCGAAAUGACUCGGGGAAUAACACACCUGUCUCCUCUGUACCGAGCACACCUAGUAAAGGUGCAGCCAGUACAUGGAGCUGGUGGGGCCUUGUAAAAGGCUCGAAGAAGCCUGACUCUGCUAGCCAGGACACCAGCUUAGCCUUGCAGGACGUGAGAGGGCUGGCGGACCGCAUUGACUUUGUUUUGCGGGAGGGGAGCAUGGAGAGCAGCUACAUCUCAGCCAUCACAUCACAUACCUCGUACUGGAGCAACUAUGAUGUGUCUCACUUCUUGCUGAACAUCUUGUACCCUGACAUCCAGCCAACCUCCAGUAAGCCCGAGGUCAUCAAGCCUUAAAUGAAUAUCCUUACACUGAUCCCUCUGUCAGUCAGUCGCUCUAAUGCCUAGUGCAGUUUUGACUGUGAGAUGGAAGUUAGCCAGUUUUUGCACGACAACGGGCAUGAGUUACAAAAGAUAAUAAUCGGUGGUGAUUUGCAUCUAGCCUAGGUAUGGCGAGUUUUUUAUUUUUUUAAGUGUAUAUUUGUUGGUGUUUUUUUGUAAUGGGCAUUAGUCAGCGAUCUGUGCAGAUGAAUAACCAUGUGUAAGAAAUUGCCUUCUUGUGAAUUAAGCCAUGGUAAGUAAGAAUGGAAAUCUGCCCAGAUCGGAAACAGUGGUAAGACUGCGAUGUUUCUCGCAGAGCCAGUGGGAGCAUGAGCUGAAGGUGCAUGGGGUGGGUGACACUGGUGCCUAUAGCAUGAGCAGCUAAAAGUCCUUAGCAUAUUGUACUGGUUAUCAGGGUCUUUUUUGCAAAGUUGUAUUUGGCAUCUUAGGCUGAUGACUACAAAUGAUGAGUGCGUUUUAAAUAGCUUUUUCAAGCAGACAGAGUGAGAUGAAAUUAAUUUUUUUUAUAUGUAUAUUAAGACUGUGAUACAGUAAACCCUCACCAUAAGCACAGAAAGGCAAGAUCACUGAAAUAGGAUCUAGUUUAAUCUACCACUGUUAUUUUUAUUUUAUUGAUAUUAAUUACUCCAUCAUGAUAUCUAUAGAAGCACAAUGGAGAUAGCUUAUUUGAUGAUAAGCAAUUUGUAUGAAUAAUUCAGCUUUGGUCUGGUUUAUAUGCAAAAGUGUUGAGAGUUUAAAAUGUGUGUGCUAAGUCCUAAAAUAGAUUGGACAUCAAGUAUGUUCAGUAGGGUUUUGGGACUAGAGAUAAGAAUGAAAAAUAAAAGAUGCAGAGGCGUGUAUGAAAAUACUGAAAUGAUUCUUUCUGCUAUAUUCUGAUUUUUAUAGCAGGUGAAGCAGAUACAAACUUCCAUUAUAAACAGACACCUUUCCUCUCAAUAUUUUUCAAAUCUUAUUGAAACCCAUUAAUGUGCAUUGGAAGCCCAUUCUAUAAAUUGUAUUUAAAACAAAAGAAUCAAAGAACAGGUCAGACAUAACCCAAAAAAGCCCAUUGCUAUUUUAUGGAUCGUAGAAAGAUUUUCCUGAAAAGAGAGAUAGGAGUGUCAGUCUCUUAUGAGAAGAAUAAAGCGAUGUUGAAUGCUGACUUUGUAGUGUAGCAAGAUACUGUAUUCUGAUGCUAUUGUGAGGGUUAUUGUAUUGUGUAUGGACUAGCCAGUGAUAUGCCUGCAUUUCUAAGAGUUGUGUAUAUGUUAAAGUGUUAUUAUAUACUGUUUAAUGAUCUCAUGGUUUACUGUCUUACUUUAUGAUAGUAUCACAGAUUAACAAAACUCUAUCUUCUUUUCUAUCUCUUAUUUUGUCUUUUGAAGUUCCUUUGCCGAGUGUAUGAGGCAAAGCAUCAAAGUUUUUGAUAAAGUAAGAGAGGAUACAUUUUAGCUCUUAGGACAUAACUGACAAAGCUGAAUGAACUCUUUCAUUCUUUCUCUUGCAGCUAAAUUUCAUCAAAUGGUAUGCUAAUGUGUGAUGAGGGAGAGACCGGCUCUGUGUUAUAGGGAAGUCUGUUUCGCUUUGGGUACUUAAGGGUCACAAUCCCCUCAAGUGUUACAGUGACAGGGAGUCAUGAUCACGACAAAAGUAUCUGUGACACAUUUUCUGCCAUUGCAAACUGAGAGAUGUAUUAACAUUAUAUACUGAUGAUGGUAAACUCUUGAACUGAUAGUCUCUGGUCUGUCUGUUUGGUAGUGAAUUCUUUACAUUUCUGAUAUAAGUUGAAGGUCUGUGUGUGUGUGUGUGUGUGUGUG
Messenger RNA from Penaeus vannamei (Pacific white shrimp), 2792 nucleotides. NCBI's taxonomy places the organism in Eukaryota, Metazoa, Arthropoda, Malacostraca, Decapoda, Penaeidae. The record is from RefSeq and is a predicted model, not a curated record.